Molecule: messenger RNA, 1501 nt
Organism: Parathielavia appendiculata
Lineage: Eukaryota; Fungi; Ascomycota; Sordariomycetes; Sordariales; Chaetomiaceae
Product: Aldo/keto reductase
Exons: 2
Coding region: 390-1430 (346 amino acids)
Source: RefSeq, a predicted model, not a curated record
UCGUGACCGGAUAAAUAGCAGGAAUCGUUAGCCUGUACGGAUACAGGUCAUAUCUCCACACCACACUUCUGGCACGAACAGAAUCUCGAGACAAACCGAGGAAAAUCUUCAAUCGUCAGACUUCUGCUCGAUAGCCCGCCCAGUUUGUCUCCACUCUCCUCCGGUCCGCGAUGGUUAACUCCGGUGAUCCAACGGAGGGGUAACGGCGGGGCACGUCAAACACCCCGCUACCUUGCGGGACGGCGGGAGCAACUCCGAGAUUCACUUGGCCCAGAAAGGGAGGCCGGUCAACUGUCCUGGGAACUCUACAAAAGGGGCUUGGGACCUCCGCCGAACUCCGUCCAAGCGUUCCCAAAACCCAGACCAACCGUCCAGAGAGUACAAGCACCAUGGCGAAGCCCGAUAACCUCCCCCAAAUGGAGUACCGCUUUUUGGGCCGCUCCGGCCUUCAGGUUUCGGCCAUAUCGCUCGGCGGCUGGCUCACCUACGGCGGGCACGUCGACCGCGAGGGUACUUAUGCCUGCAUGAAAGCCGCCUAUGACUGCGGCGUCAACUUCUUUGACUGCGCCGAGGGAUACGCUGAUGGCGAGUCCGAGAAGGUCAUGGGCGAGGCCAUUAAGAAAUUUGGCUGGAAGAGAAAUGACUUGGUCAUCUCGACCAAGCUCUACUGGGGCGAUGCCUUCAGCAACAGCAAGGUCAACAACCGCGGCCUGUCGCGGAAGCACGUCAUCGAGGGCAUGAACCAGUCGCUCGAGAGGCUGCAGCUGGACUAUGUCGACCUGAUCUACGCCCACCGCCCGGACCGGCACACGCCCAUGGAGGAGACGGUGCGCGCCUUCAACCAUCUCAUUGACACGGGCAAGGCGCUGUACUGGGGCACGUCCGAGUGGAACGCCGACGAGAUCGCGCAGGCGUGGCGCUACGCCGACAAGCUGGGUCUAAUCGGGCCCGUGAUGGAACAGCCGAGGUACAACAUGUUGGAACGCAUCCAGGUCGAGCGGGAGUACGCGCACCUGUACCGCGAGGUUGGGCUCGGCCUGACCGUCUUCUCGCCGAUGCGGCAGGGGAUUCUGUCGGGUAAGUACAAGAACGGCAUCCCCGACGGCAGUCGCUUCGCGCAGACGCAGGUCGAGUUCAUCGCCGGCUUCUGGAAGCAGACCGGCAAGGCCGAGUUUCAGGCCAUGGCCGACCUCGUGGCCAAGCUGGAGCCCAUCGCCGAGCGGCUCGGCAUUAAGCAGAGCGUGCUGGCCCUCGCCUGGGUGCUUGCAAACCCCAACGUGAGCUCGGCCAUCACGGGCGCGAGCAGCCCGGCGCAGGUCUAUGAGAACAUGGAAGCCGUGAGGGCAUACAAGUUGUUGACGCCUGAGAUCAUGAAGGAGAUUGACGAUAUCCUCAACAAUAAGCCGCCAGCGGUCGUGAUGAGGUAUUAGUGGAGGAGCGAAUAUAAGAAUAAAUGGAAAUGUAUCAAUUGGAAUGCAAUGCAUUACUAUCGAAAACCGUG